Molecule: messenger RNA, 269 nt
Organism: Candidula unifasciata
Lineage: Eukaryota; Metazoa; Mollusca; Gastropoda; Stylommatophora; Geomitridae
Source: the annotation of a GenBank genome assembly
AUGGCUUCCACAUCGCAGAAGCCGAAGAAGGGCAUUUUAAAACACUCUGGGAGCGUGGACCACGGUAAAAAGGAGAUAGAAUGGGACGAAAUGAAUAUUCUAGCCACGUACCAUCCUGUAGACAAAGAUUACGGACACAUGAAAGUUGAUGAGCCUCCAACACCGUACAACAGGGCGGCAAUUUCCGACAGCGAGGACGAGAUAACACAUGAAAGGAAAGGGAGCAUUUCAUCUUUGGGUGCUCUGGAUCCUGAUCAGUUAGCUAAAAG